Messenger RNA from Drosophila serrata, 1876 nucleotides. It is a transcript of the gene D, whose product is annotated as Dichaete. NCBI's taxonomy places the organism in Eukaryota, Metazoa, Arthropoda, Insecta, Diptera, Drosophilidae. Gene Ontology annotation, biological process: neuron differentiation; brain development; negative regulation of transcription by RNA polymerase II. The record is from RefSeq and is a predicted model, not a curated record. Gene Ontology annotation, molecular function: DNA-binding transcription activator activity, RNA polymerase II-specific; RNA polymerase II cis-regulatory region sequence-specific DNA binding. Gene Ontology annotation, cellular component: nucleus.
GCCGAGCAGAAGCACUAGCAAGAGCGCAAGCAAAGCAAAGACAGUUGAACACAGAAUACAGCAGCGGACAUAGCGAUAAGGCCAGUUACGCGAAAUAUAGAAAACAGAAACAGAACAUUAGAACUGCACAACCACAGACAUUGUGAGCGAAGUGAAGUGUGUUAACCAAGUGAAUACCGCAAGGAAAGUGUUCCCAGCCACAGAUAUGGCCACCUUAUCCACGCACCCGAACUACGGCUUCCACUUGGGCCAGGGCCAAGGUCUGGAUCUGCCCGCGCCCGGCGACUACGCGCCCCAGGGCCAGUUGCAGCUGAGUCCCGGCAUGGACAUGGACAUCAAGCGCGUGCUGCACUACUCCCAGAGCCUGGCGGCCAUGGGCGGAUCGCCCGGCGGCAGCAAUGUCGGGUCCAACAUGGGCCACCACAUGUCAUCCGGCCACAUGGGCUCCCAUCACAUGCACCAGGCGGUGUCCGCCCAGCAGACCCUCUCCCCGAACAGCUCCAUCGGCUCUGCCGGGAGUCUGGGCAGCCAGAGCAGUCUGGGCAGCAACUCCGGCUCCGGAGCCGGCCACCAGUCCUCUGGAAUGCACAGCCUGGCCACCUCGCCCGGCCAGGAGGGGCACAUCAAGCGGCCGAUGAACGCAUUUAUGGUGUGGUCCCGCCUGCAGCGCCGCCAGAUCGCCAAGGACAACCCCAAGAUGCACAACUCCGAGAUCUCGAAGCGCUUGGGAGCCGAGUGGAAGUUGCUGGCGGAGUCCGAGAAGCGGCCCUUCAUCGACGAGGCCAAGCGUCUGAGGGCGCUGCACAUGAAGGAGCACCCAGACUACAAGUACCGCCCGCGCCGUAAGCCCAAGAACCCACUCACAGCCGGACCGCAGGGAGGACUUCAGAUGCAGAGCCAGCAGAUGAUGGGACAGCAGAAGCUGGGCGCGGGUGCAGGAGCUGGCGCCGGCGGCUACAAUCCGUUCCACCAGUUGCCGCCGUACUUUGCGCCCUCGCACCACCUGGACCAGCCGUACCCGGUGCCAUACUUUGGCGGCUUCGAUCCCUUGGCCCUGUCCAAGCUCCACCAGUCACAGGCGGCGGCAGCGGCGGCGGUGAAUAACCACAACAACAGUCACAGCCACAAGGUGCUGGAGGCCCAGGGUCAGGCCCCGCCCCAGCUACCGCCCACCUCGCUGAGCAGCUUCUACUCGGGCAUCUACUCCGGUAUCUCGGCGCCCUCUCUGUACGCCGCCCACUCCGCCAACGCCGCCGGACUGUACACAUCCUCGUCGACGUCCUCCCCGGGAUCCUCGCCCGGCACCAUAACGCCCAACGGCAUGGACGGCUCCAUGGACAGCGCUCUGAGGAGACCCGUCCCGGUGCUCUAUUAGGGCCAGCUCCAUUAGGGUAGAGUACAGAGUAGAGUACAAUUGUUGAAGCAUUCCCAAAGUGAUCCACUGGUUUUAAAUCUUCAAAAGCUCUAAGUAAGCCAAUCCUCCAAACACUUAACUCCGCUUAAUCCUAGUACAAUCUUCGCGCACUUCAGACCUAGGACAUAAGACAGACACGCAUCAUUCCUAGCCAAUAUACAAACUAAAGCUAUAAUUUAUUUCGCGCACUCACUGGAUUUAAGGCAGCACCACAAGAAAGUAAUUGUAAAUUAAUUUUAUUUAGUUUUAAGCAUUGAGAGAGCGCCUCCUCCUUGUUGUUUUUUUCGUACGAGCAUCAGCAACCACUUAAAAUGUAGCUUCUAGUUUUAAAAGAUUAACCCUCUCAAAUUGUAAAUAUCCCAGCCAAUUUCGUUAUAGUCUCAGUGUAGCCCAAACGCGAGGAAAAGAACGUACAUCAAUGUAUUAUUGUAUUAUUAAUUGUAUUAAAAUUAAACGUUAUUA